Polyodon spathula (Mississippi paddlefish) is the source of this 1514-nucleotide messenger RNA. RefSeq names its product LCK proto-oncogene, Src family tyrosine kinase (gene lck). NCBI's taxonomy places the organism in Eukaryota, Metazoa, Chordata, Actinopteri, Acipenseriformes, Polyodontidae. Gene Ontology annotation, cellular component: extrinsic component of cytoplasmic side of plasma membrane. The transcript has 11 exons. Gene Ontology annotation, molecular function: ATP binding; non-membrane spanning protein tyrosine kinase activity; signaling receptor binding. Gene Ontology annotation, biological process: cell surface receptor protein tyrosine kinase signaling pathway; cell differentiation; innate immune response. The coding region runs from base 1 to 1347 and encodes 448 amino acids. The record is from RefSeq and is a predicted model, not a curated record.
AUGAAUGAGAAAAUUGUUAUAGCUCUGCACAGUUAUGAACCAGUUAAAGAACAUGACCUGCAGUUCAGCAAAGGAGAUAAACUUAAAAUUUUACAAGAUAAUGGGAACUGGUGGCUGGCAAAGUCCUUAGUAUCUGGAAAGGAGGGAUAUAUUCCAAGUACUUAUACAGCACCACUGGAUACCCAUGAGGGGGAAAGAUGGUUCUUCAAGAAUUUAAGCCGGAAAGAAACGGAACGGCUGCUCCUUGCCCCAGGAAACAAACCAGGAGCCUUUCUGAUCAGAGAGAGUGAAACAAACAAAGGAGCCUUCUCCCUGUCAGUGAGAGAUUCCACUGCAUCACACAGAGAUGUAGUCAAACACUACCAGAUCCGUUCCCUAGACAAAGGUGGCUAUUACAUAUCCCAUAAGAUUGACUUCCCUUCUCUAAAACAGAUGGUGCAGUAUUACACAAGAACAGCAGACGGUCUGUGCCAGCGACUGACGGUGCCCUGCAAAGCUCCGACUCCCCAGACACCGUGGGGGCAGGAUGAGUGGGAGAUCCCCAGAGAGACCCUUAAGCUGGAGAAAAAGCUCGGCGCGGGGCAGUUUGGGGAGGUGUGGAUGGGAUAUUAUAAGAACAGCAAAAAAGUUGCCAUCAAGACCUUGAAGGAAGGCAGCAUGCCCUCUGAAGCUUUCCUGGAAGAGGCCAACCUAAUGAAGCAACUGCAGCAUGACAAGCUGGUGCAGCUCUAUGCUGUCGUUACCAAGGACCCAAUACUAAUUGUUACAGAGUUCAUGGUCAAUGGCAGUUUACUAGACUUUCUGCAAACCGACGAAGGACACAGACUGCAGCUUCCAAAAUUGAUUGACAUGUCCGCACAGAUUGCAGAGGGAAUGGCAUACAUUGAGAUUAAAAAUUACAUUCACAGGGACCUGCGUGCUGCCAACAUCCUGGUCUCAGAAACGCUGACAUGCAAAAUCGCAGACUUCGGCCUUGCAAGGGUCAUUGAGACUGAAUACAUAGCGCAGGAGGGUGCCAAAUUCCCUAUCAAGUGGACAGCACCAGAGGCAAUCAAUUUUGGCACUUUCAGCAUCAAAUCAGAUGUCUGGUCUUUUGGGGUUCUACUCACAGAAAUUGUUACAUAUGGAAGGAUACCUUAUCCAGGCAUGACCAACCCUGAGGUCAUCCGAAACUUGGACAAGAACUAUAGGAUGCCGUGCCCUGAUGGCUGUCCCAUUGAGCUCUAUGACAUCAUAUUGAAGUGCUGGCGAGAGAGACCAGAAGACAGGCCCACCUUUGAAUACUUACAGGUCACCUUGGAGGACUUCUAUACAUCAACAGAAGGACAAUAUGAGAUGCAGCCAUAGUAUCAACAGUCAGCUAGUUUCUGAUAGGAAAGCUUCUGAUAUCACAAGAUGCAUGAAUUCAAAACGGCAUGGAGGUUUGUGUACAGUGCAUUUUCCUACCUUGAUAAGUCUGAAGUCAAUGACUUGAAAAUGUUUUUUUUUCAACCAGUGACUGAUUGUUACAUGUC